AUGACUGAUGCAGAAGAAAAAUGUGAUGUGACUGUGCGUGCCUGCGCCUUUGCUCCGAUUAGACAAGGUGUCCUCGACGCAAUCGUGAAGGCGAGAGAAAGAAGUCAUCUCUGCCGGAAUACUGCCGAUCCUGGUUUUGUCGUGGGCCUCUGUGGUUUUUCUCCCAUUCGUGUAUCAACCCGGUCCAAGUUAGCUUCUGUGGGACGUGACAUAUUCUUCAUCCAACCUCUUUCUCUGCCUCGUUUCCCAGCCGCCCUGACGCUCAAGGUGUUAGUUACCAGUCACCCCUCUGGAAGACUUCCGGCUCAACUGGUGGCAGUGGUUUCCUCUCCAGGAACGACCGCGUACCGAAACCAAAGCCCAAUCGCAAGACCAGAGGCUUGA
Microsporum canis CBS 113480 is the source of this 384-nucleotide messenger RNA. RefSeq lists its product as uncharacterized. The transcript has 3 exons. The coding region runs from base 1 to 384 and encodes 127 amino acids. The record is from RefSeq and is a predicted model, not a curated record. Lineage: Eukaryota; Fungi; Ascomycota; Eurotiomycetes; Onygenales; Arthrodermataceae.